GGCUCGGAAACCGAUCCGCUCGGGAGGGCUCUCUCACACACAUUUCCUACACACACUGUUCCGUGCUGACGAGCGGGGGAGAUAUGAGAACGGGGCGUCCUCCCUCUCCACUCUUCUAAAAACACACUGGGCGCUUCUUGUAAGAUUACCGCCGGAGAUCUGACACACUCUUUCAAAAAGACAUACAAACACAAACUCAUCAGGGGGAGACGAACCAGCUGAGAUUUGUUUUCAAACUGUCCCCCGAUGGCUGCGUGACAGGUCCACUGAACGCGCAAGAAGACGCACACGGUUCCAGGAUUUGGACUGCUUCACGCAUCUCUUUCCCUGUCUUGAGUCGUUUUUUAUUAUCGUGUGUUGGGAACUCCGUUCAAUCAUGGAUACCUACAGGUCCUUCACCGCUCUACUUUUACUUCUGGCUUCGUUAAAUAGUGUGUCAACCGUGCAGUUCCCGUCGCCACUUCUGAUAAAGGAAUGGGUGGAGCAGAUGCAGCAGGAGCUGGUCACACUGACGGACACAGCCAGCGGAGUGCAGAACCUCAUACAGAUCUUCCAGAGCCACAGGAAGUACUUCAGUGUGGGGUCCAACGAUGCCAGCCAGCUGGUGGCUAAUGCAGCGGGGAACAUUGAGAAUCUCCUGGCCAACCGUUCUCGUGCUCUCAAGACACUGGCAUCCGCUGCAGAGGAUUUUCAGAUGUGGCAUCGGUGGAAGAAUGAUCCUGAGCCUGAUGACAUCCAUUACUACUAUGCCAAAGAAAACCUGGACUCAAAUGAUACAGAGGUCAAGAAGCCAAACCGGCUUUAUCCAGAGUUUAAGGAAGACGAGCAAUUUAGACGUCUCAUCUCCUAUAACACCACAGCAGUCCACAUACCCACGGACAUAUACGAGGGCUCCACCAUUGUGCUGAAUGAGCUGAACUGGACAGACGCAUUAGAGGCCGUGUUUAGGAAGAACAAGGAAGAGGAUCCUACUCUACUGUGGCAGGUGUUUGGCAGCGCCACCGGAUUGGCUCGCUACUUCCCAGCAUCCCCUUGGAUGGACUCGCGAAAAACGCCCAAUAAGAUUGACCUCUACGACGUCCGGCGGCGACCGUGGUACAUCCAGGGGGCAGCGUCUCCUAAGGACAUGCUGAUCCUAGUGGAUGCGAGUGGCAGUGUCUCUGGUCUCACCCUCAAGCUAAUCCACACCUCUGUCAACGAGAUGCUGGAGACCCUGUCUGACGAUGACUACGUCAAUGUGGUCUAUGUGAGUAUCCAAGGCAGUUGGCAGAACGUGGUCUUUACACAUUAGGCUAUUUAUCGGACGAAUGGAAUGACUGUGAUCUUUACCCAUUGUAAUUAUAGGACAAAUGGAAUGACUGUGAUGUUUACCCAUUAUAAUAUAGGACGAAUGCAAUUACUUUGUGCUAGUCGUUAUUGUGUUUGAGGAAUGGGUUCUUGGAAUGAAAAGCCAACUGACAUUUACUCUUGUGGUGCUGACCUGUUGCACCCUCUAC
Molecule: messenger RNA, 1496 nt
Organism: Oncorhynchus tshawytscha (Chinook salmon)
Lineage: Eukaryota; Metazoa; Chordata; Actinopteri; Salmoniformes; Salmonidae
Product: voltage-dependent calcium channel subunit alpha-2/delta-1-like
Exons: 10
Coding region: 377-1291 (304 amino acids)
Cellular component (GO): L-type voltage-gated calcium channel complex
Molecular function (GO): voltage-gated calcium channel activity
Source: RefSeq, a predicted model, not a curated record